This is a messenger RNA of Podospora anserina S mat+, 1650 nucleotides long. RefSeq lists its product as uncharacterized. NCBI's taxonomy places the organism in Eukaryota, Fungi, Ascomycota, Sordariomycetes, Sordariales, Podosporaceae. Gene Ontology annotation, molecular function: oxidoreductase activity. The record is from RefSeq and is a predicted model, not a curated record. Bases 1 to 1650 code for a protein of 549 amino acids. The transcript is spliced from 3 exons.
AUGACCGACGCUCCCCGUCAGUCUUCUUCUUCAUCGUCCUCGUUCUUUCGUCGUCCCUCUUUUGUUCAGCCGUUUCAGGCACUCUACUUCCUCAUGAUUCAACGAGGGAACCCCCAUCCGCGUAAGAAGGUGGCCGUGGUGGGCAGUGGUGUAGCGGGCAUCGGUGCGCUGUGGGCGUUGAACCGGAGCCCUCAUGAUGUGUACAUCUUCGAGGCCGCUGACCGCCUGGGCGGUCAUGCUAACACGGUGGAGUUCACGAGGGGAAAGUACAAGACUUUGGUCGAUGCUGGGUUUAUGGUCAUGAAUGAAGCCACAUACCCGAACUUUUUGAACUUUCUUAGGAGGAUGAAGGUGGAAACCGCGCCCACUGAGAUGUCCUUCUCGGUGUCACGAGACCAAGGGCGCUUCGAGUGGGCCAGCCUGAACAGAGAUGCGUUCUUCUGCCAGCGAAGCAACUACUUCUCACCUAGAAUGUGGAGAUUGGUCUUUGACAUUUGGCGCUUCGACAAGUUUGCACUGGACGUCUUGCGCGCCGAGAAGCCAACUGAGGAGACCAUUGGGGAGUACCUCGAGAGGGAGGGCUACUCAACCAAGUUCAAGGAUGACUAUCUCACCCCCAUCACGGCGAGUCUCUGGAACACCAGCCCGGAGAAAUGCGCACUCGACUUCCCCGUCGCCACACUCAUUCGCUUCAUGUGGAACCACCACUUCCUCGCCUCAACCUCCAAGAACCCACAAUGGCUCACCCUCAACAGCGGUUCAAAGUCCUACAUCGACGCCGUCAUGAAGGGCUUCCCAUCCAACCACGUCCGCCUCAACAGCAAGGUCAUCUCCAUCACCCCUGAGCGGGACGGCAGGUUGAGACUUCACACCCUCCAUCCAACCGGCGGCAAGUCGGAGGUAUUCGACCAUGUCAUCCUCGCCACCCACGGCGACCAAGCCCUCUCCAUCAUCCGGGACUCGGCAACCGAAGCAGAGGAUUCCAUUCUGCGAUCCUUCCAGACCUCCACGAACGAGGUCUUUUUGCAUUCUGACCUCUCCCUCAUGCCAGAGCGGUACGAAGCCUGGACAUCAUUCAACUACCUUUCCCGGUCCUCCCCCAUGACCGGCUCGGGCCACAUUGACCAGGUCUGCCUCACAUACAACAUGAACAUCCUCCAGGAAAUCCCCCGCGCGGCUUUUGGGGACGUCCUCGUCACCCUCAACCCGCUGCACAAGCCGGACCCGAAGACCAUCCAGGGGAGGUACACAUACCGGCACACAAUCUUCAACAAGUCCGUCCUCGCGGCCCAGGAACGCCUCCCCGAGAUCCAAAACACGCGCGGGAUUUCUUAUGCGGGAGCCUGGACGAGACAAGGCACCCACGAAGAUGGCUUCAGCUCCGGCCUCCGCGUGGCCGUCGAGCACCUCGGCGCGAACAUCCCCUUUGAGUUCGAGGAGUCCACCCUCGCCAGGGGGGGAAGGCCGAGGUACUCGCUCUGGGACUACGUCAUCCGGUUCCUCAUCUGGCUCGUCCAGGUCCUUUUCCUUGCCGUCAUUGACAAGAUUGCUGGUGGCCUCACCACGACCCGUCGUAGGUUGGUGUCGAGGGUGGGAGCCAAGGGCACUGCUCUGAACGGACGGGUGAAGGUUCACGAAAAGGACUUGUGA